UUCAUUUUAAUUCAAGUACCAGACAUGAAAAAAAAAGGACUUGGCUGCCAAAGGCAAAGCCUAAGCUUCAAAUUGAAUAUUAUCCUUUUGUCACUCUUCUUAUUGGUCUUACGGAGUUUUCCAAGUUGAAUUUACUUACUUAGCGAUGAAUACUAUUCUCAAGUCUGUCCAAUAUCUCUGUCAUUUUCAAGAAGGCAAACCAUGAUACAGAGAUGUGACUACCGUUUGUCAUCUAGCAACCUUGCUGCAAUCAGUCACCUGCUCCUUUUGAGUGAUAUAUGUAAUGAAAUUAAACAAGCUCAUACUUUCACAUUAAAGUCGCCAUGGCUCCUCGAACUCCAAGACUAGUAAUCCCCAUAGACCUAAAGAAAAAGCCAUGGGAACAAAAGUUACCACUCCACAACCGUUGGCACCCAGAGAUACCUCCUGUAACAGAGAUUAGAACAGGGGAGAUGUUCCGAAUUGAGAUGGUUGAUUGGACAGCAAGGGCUAUCCAAGAUAAUAACUCUGCAAUUGAUGUAAAAACCAUUGAUCUAUCCACUGUCCAUUAUCUCAGUGGGCCAAUAAGAGUCGUAGACACAGAUGGAAAUCCCGCCGAACCAGGUGACCUUCUUGCCGUUGAAAUAUGCAACUUGGGGCCUCUCCCUGGUGAUGAAUGGGGUUUUACAGCAAUAUUUGACCGAGAGAACGGUGGAGGAUUUCUAACGGACCAUUUUCCCCGUGCAACUAAAGCCAUUUGGUAUUUCGAAGGCAUAUAUGCCUACUCACCUCAUAUACCAGGUGUAAGAUUUCCUGGCUUAGUUCAUCCUGGAAUAAUUGGAACAGCGCCUUCAAAAGAACUACUCAAUAUCUGGAAUGAGAGGGAAAGAAAGCUUGAAGAAACUGGACCCCAAUCUCUCAAAUUAUGUGAGGUCUUGCAUUCAAGACCAUUGGCUAACCUACCAUCACCAAAAGGGUGCAUUCUUGGCAAGAUUCCAGACGGAACUCCAGAGUGGAAUAGAAUUGCCAAUGAAGCUGCACGAACAGUACCUGGACGUGAAAAUGGAGGAAAUUGUGACAUCAAAAAUCUCAGCAGAGGUUCAAAAAUAUACCUUCCGGUAUUUGUAGAAGGAGCGAACCUCAGUACUGGUGAUAUGCAUUUUUCUCAAGGUGAUGGAGAAGUAUCAUUUUGUGGGGCGAUUGAGAUGAGUGGCUUCCUAGAGCUCAAGUGUGAAAUUAUAAGAAACGGAAUGAAAGAAUAUCUCACUCCAAUGGGACCCACACCUCUACAUGUAAACCCAAUAUUUGAGAUAGGGCCCAUGGAGCCAAGAUUCUCAGAGUGGUUGGUGUUUGAGGGCAUCAGUGUAGAUGAAAGUGGACAACAGCACUAUCUUGAUGCCAGUGUUGCAUACAAGCGUGCAGUACUAAAUGCAAUUGAUUACCUCUCAAAAUUUGGCUACACAAAGGAACAGGUGUAUCUUCUACUUUCGUGCUGUCCCUGUGAAGGAAGGAUUUCAGGAAUCGUUGAUGCCCCCAAUGCUGUUGCCACCCUUGCCAUUCCAACUGCUAUUUUUGACCAGGAUAUUCGCCCAAAGGUCCAUAAAGUGCCUCUUGGGCCAAGACUUGUGAGGAAUCCAGGAAUUCUGCAAUGUACUUAUGAUGGCAGCCUGCCAAUCACCAAAAAUCCCUCGCUUCAUUAACUACAAGGGAGCAGCUGCAAUAUGGAUGCUCGUUCUUGAGCAGGUGAUGUGCAUGUACAGCUACUGCAGGAAGAUAGAACCAAGUUGAACGAAGCAUACCUGAGAUGUACAAAGCCUAACUAGACCUUCUAAACAUCUAAAGAUGUAGACAUGUUCCUCUUAAAUGUAAUAGCUCAGUAUUACCAGUGAGACCAUAAGUAGCUUUUGAAUCGUAAAAUGGAAAACUUUAUACUAGAACUAA
Lycium barbarum (goji berry) is the source of this 1920-nucleotide messenger RNA. RefSeq lists its product as uncharacterized. The transcript has 7 exons. The record is from RefSeq and is a predicted model, not a curated record. NCBI's taxonomy places the organism in Eukaryota, Viridiplantae, Streptophyta, Magnoliopsida, Solanales, Solanaceae. The coding region runs from base 324 to 1679 and encodes 451 amino acids. Gene Ontology annotation, molecular function: hydrolase activity, acting on carbon-nitrogen (but not peptide) bonds, in linear amides.